Molecule: messenger RNA, 1749 nt
Organism: Homarus americanus (American lobster)
Lineage: Eukaryota; Metazoa; Arthropoda; Malacostraca; Decapoda; Nephropidae
Product: extensin-like
Exons: 4
Coding region: 1-1749 (582 amino acids)
Source: RefSeq, a predicted model, not a curated record
AUGUCCUGCGCCCGCGCAUAUGUGUCCCCCGCGCCUCUGUGUCCUCACCUGCACACCUCUGUGUCCCCACGCCCACACGCCCUUGUGUCCCCCACCCACCGCCUUGUGUCGCCACACGCCACCGUGUGCCCACACGCAGCUGUGAUCUGGUUAACCACACGCCGCAGGUCUCUGCCCCACACCCAUAUUGUCACCCCACGCACCUGUGUCUGCCCACACGCCUCUGUGUCCUACGCCUUGCAUGUCCCUGCGCCCCUGUGUCCUCACACCCUGUGUCCCCGCACCUGCUGUCAAGUCUGUGUCCCUUGCCAGCCAGUGUCCCCACACGCGCACACCCCUGUGUCCCCGCGCCCCUGUGUCCCCGCCCGCAGUCUCUAUCCAUUUAACCCCUGUGUCCCCACGCCCACACGCCUGUUUUUCUGCACCCACACGCCUGUGUCCCCACCCACACGCCCUGUGUCUGCGCCCACGCCCCUGUGUCUACGCCCACACCCUGUGCCUCACACCCCACAACCCCUGUGUCACCACCCAUCGCCCCUGUGUUCCUGCACCCCACCGCAGUCACCACACACGCCCUGUGUCCCCACGCCCACACCCUGUUUAUCUGCGCCCCUGUGUCGCCACACCCACGCACCCCUGUGUCUGCACCCCGCCGCCUGUGUCACACCCCACGCCCCAGUCCCUGCGCCCGCGCCCCCUGUGUCCCCGCACGCCCUGGGUGUUCCUGCGCCCGCACCCUGUGUCCCCACACCCUCGCCUGUGUCCCACGUCCGCACACCCCUGUGUCCAUACCCACACGCCCUGUGUCCCUGCACCCACCACCCCAUCAUUGCUGCCCACACGAUCUUGUGUCCUACACCCCACACCCCUGUGUACCCCACGCCCUUGUGUCCCCCACACCACACACCUCUGGUGUUCCCACUCGCCUGCAGUCCCUCACGCCCCACACCCUGUUUCGCUAUGACCACACACCCCUGUGUCCCUACGCCCCACCCUGUGUCCCUACACCACACACCCUGUCCCCACGCCACGCGCCUGAGUCCCACGCCCGACCUCAGUCCCUUGGACUUUUGCCUGUGUCCCACGCCCACACACGCCCCGCACGCCCGCAGUCACUGUGCUCCACUUCCUCACCCUCUGUGUCUCUACACCCCACGCCCUCAGUCCCUACACGCACUCAUCCCUGGUGUCCCUGCAUAUGGGUGUCCUCCACACACCCCUAAACUUAACCAGCGAAUGAUUUGCCCACCAGCAGGUUUCAGGGCGGUCCACCAGCAGGUUUCAGGGCGGUCCACCAGCAGGUUUCAGGGCGGCCCACCAGCAGGUCUCAGGGCGACCAACCAGCAGGUCUCAGGGCGACCCACCAGCGAGUUUCAGGGCGGCCCACCAGCAGGCCUCAGGAAGGCCCACCAUGCAAGUUUCAGGGCGGCCCACCAGCAAGUUUCAGGGCGGCCCACCAGCAAGUUUCAGGGCGGCCCACCAGCAGGUCUCAGGAAGGCCCACCAUGCAAGUUUCAGGGCGGCUCAUCAGCGAGUUUCAUGGCGGCCCACCAGCGAGUUUCAGAGCGGCCCACCAGCAGGUCUCAGGGCGACCCACCAGCGAGUUUCAGGGCGGCCCACCAGCAGGUCUCAGGGCGGACCACCAGUGAAUUUCAGGGCGACCCACCAGCAAGUUUCAGAGCGGGCCACCAGCAGUGUCAAAUUUAACUCAUUCAAGACUUAUAUCCCUGUUGCUCUCAAGAUCACAUGA